AUGCCCCACUUCCCAUCCCACUCUCGAUCGCUUCACCUCAUCGAAAUGGCACUCCCACCCACCAAUCGCUGCUCGACAGUCGCCGAAUGGGCCAAGCGCGCGCGGGCCUGGGUUCACGUCAAUGAAGACAAGUUCAUGAGGUUCUGCCUCUCUGGAUUCAGCACCGAGUUUGCCGACGGCUACGGAGUAACGCUCGAUGGGACCACCCUGUCCCGGUCUGAUUCUCCCCUCUCUCUUUCUCGCCACUACACCACGAUUAUCGGUUCCAGCCCCGAGAUCGAGUUAGUGUCGGGAGACCUGACCAUCGCUCCGCUCGGCGAGUACCACCACGAACCCAUGAAGGACUUAUUUCUGUUUUUCGACAUAAAAUUACCCUCGAACCAGGGGAGAGUUGUAACGAAGCCCUUGGUACACCUGGCUACGCACCCAAUUGGCACUUGGGGCCCUGGCACGCGACUUCAUAUCGGAUUUUCUGGCUUCGCUACGGUUAUCGGGGACAAAUCCAACAUCGGCGCGGACAAGUACGAAGAGCUCUACCGACUCGGGAUCCAUCCAGCUCUAGGUAUUGAGCACGACACCGCAGGCGACUCACCUAUCACCAUCCCUCACGACAACAUUUCCACCUUUACCGACCAGCUUCGCGCGUCACUUGAAGAUCACGGCGUUCAUUGGGCUGGGGACAUUUUCUUUGUCCACGAGGUCGUAGACAUGUCGCGGUCGACGCAGCACGAUGCUCGCGACAGGGCUACCUCCCGAGACUGGCUGAACCUCGCGUUUAGUCACUACGAGCUCUCUCUCGCAGCUGCUCUUAGCGGGGAGCAUGGUACUUGGUACGUCGGGGUCGGAAUGGACAUUGCUUCGGCGAGUGGGAAGUGCUUUCUGUGGAAUUCCAAGAAACAUUCCGACCUCCUUUACCACCUCGCCAAGGUGGACAUCAUCCAGUCCCACACGAUCACGACCACCAACAAAGCCAGCUACUCUCGCCACACCUCCUUCCAUCUCUCCCAAGCAGCUGGCUGCGAAGUCCGACUCAGCGACACCAUGAUGGGCCAGACAGGCCUUCGGUAUUGGUCUCUCUCCCACACGCACGCUGUCGCCAGCCCAGAACCCAUUACCCCCACCGACGUUUUUACUGGCCGCGCGAUUCAGGUCCUCGACCGCGCCUUCGAAUCCUACCGAGCUGCUGCGUACACCGCAGGAGUCGGUCUUCGUGUUGAAGGGGUGGUAGCAAUUGGGAAGGCGGUGGAUUUCCUCGUUGACGUACCGUACAUUGCCUUGGACACUGCGAUUUUCGUUCUGGAAAGGGAGGAGCUAUGGCCUAUGCUAGCGUACCGCAUGCUUGCCAUGAGGAUGGCGACGGAGCUGCAGAUCGUCAGAACCCCCUACAACCGACUUCAGGCGCCGUCUCUCCUUCUGGCAGCUGGGAUCGCCUUUCUUGCCAACACCAUCGACACCACGGCAACGAUCAGUUUUCCGAGGAUGGGCGACGCUCGCUACUUCCUUCCCACUUCCCAAUCGAACACCCCUGGUCUGGGUGGCCCUGUCUUUGAUCGAAUCGGGCAAGGCGACAGUGCACCUCGAUCUGUGUACAACGUCCUCUACCUUCGACAAUUCCUCGAUGGGUUUCCAGAAUUUGUCGAGUCCCCGAUGAUUAUCUGCGACCGCAUUCUUGAAGCUGUCAUGGGAGCCUCCCUUGACCAGCUCGCCAUUGCUGCGAGGACGGAGACUUCCACCAAGCCAUGGUACCAACUCCACGAACACGCUUACGCCACCGACAGGCUCGACAUCGUCAUUCCACCGAUGCACCUCACGCAACACCACUUCACGCACGGCCUGCCGCGGUGGUGUGAGGAAAUGUGGCUUCAGUAUGUCAACGACAUCAUCUCUGGCAUCCCCUCGAAGGUCCCUUCGCGUCGCAACAACCACAGCUCCGACUCAACCUGCGCCUAUUCGGACAUCUUCACGGAAGUUCAGUGGAUUGUGGUUCGCGAUGAAGAGGAACUCAUGGUGGUGUUCGACAGCCACUUCCCAGAUAGGGACUGGGAAAGCGAAGACCCAGCGUCUGCUUCUCGAAGGUACUACGACGAUUGGGUGGCAUUCACCUACCGCGUUUCGAGGACAGAGGUGGUGGAGGCAAAGAAGGCCCUAUUCCGCUUGUUCAGGAUGCUCUGCUGGAUUCCUUGGGGGGACGGUGGUGUUUGGGAGACCCGGCCCGAUCGCCGAUUUACCAGGUUCGGUGGGGCUGACCUGCGACUCCCGGCACCGAAAAUUCUCAUCCUUCGAGGGGAGCCGAUGUGGGAAUUGGCUGGGUGA
Molecule: messenger RNA, 2313 nt
Organism: Coprinopsis cinerea okayama7#130
Lineage: Eukaryota; Fungi; Basidiomycota; Agaricomycetes; Agaricales; Psathyrellaceae
Exons: 6
Coding region: 1-2313 (770 amino acids)
Source: RefSeq, a predicted model, not a curated record